AUGUAUAUGCCGGGCCGAGGGUGGUGCAAUUGGAAAUGGAGGUCGAAAACUGAACAAGCCGAGACCGGUGAGAUCAAGGAGGAGCAAGCGACGCGCGCGAAAGUCCCGUUUGAUCCUAGCCACCACUGGACGCUUAUUCGAAUAUUUUAUACCCUCUACCUACUUGGACUCUUACCGAGCCCAACUCUUCCUACAUCUGCCUUUGUAUCUGCUAUCAUGGGUCAAACACUGUCAGAGCCCGUAACUACCAAGAACUCGGAUACCGGCAGUGAUGAGCGAUACAUGUAUGGUGUCUCAGAAAUGCAGGGCUGGCGCAUCAGCAUGGAGGAUGCGCACACGACCGUACUCAAGCUCGAUUCGCAGUCAAAUAAUGCAUUCUUUGCUGUAUUCGAUGGCCACGGCGGCUCCACAGUAGCAAAGUAUGCCGGAUCACAUGUGCACGAGAGACUCAAGUCGGAUGCUGGAUACCAGAGCAAGGAUUACAAAGGAGCACUGAAACGCGCCUUUCUAGGUACCGAUGACGACUUGCGUGCAGACCCUGCGUUCUUCCAUGACCCAUCGGGAUGUACUGCGGUUGCGGCUCUUCUUACAGAGAACAAGAUCUUGGUUGCCAAUGCCGGUGACUCUCGAUCAGUGAUGUCCGUCAAGGGUGUCGUCAAAGAGCUCAGUUUCGACCACAAGCCCCAGAAUCCUUCUGAGACGGCCCGAAUUACAGCCGCUGGAGGCUACGUCGAGUUCAACCGUGUGAAUGGCAAUCUCGCCCUGUCGCGUGCCAUCGGUGACUUUGAAUUCAAACAGAACUAUGCGAUUCAGCCUGAACAACAGAUCGUCACCUCAAACCCGGAUAUUACCGAACACGACAUCACCGAUGAAGAUGAAUUCAUCAUUCUCGCCUGUGACGGCAUCUGGGAUUGCCUUACUUCUCAACAAGUCGUCGACUGCGUUCGUCGGCUCGCUGCCGAAAAGAAGAGCCUUGGCGAGAUCUGCGAGACGAUCAUGGAUCGAUGCGUCGCGCCCGAUUCCGAUAUUGGUGCCGGAAUUGGCUGCGAUAAUAUGACGAUCAUGGUCGUCGCGAUUUUGAACGGCCGGACAAAGGAGGAGUGGUAUGAUUGGAUGGCAGAUCGGGUCAACCGCAAGUGGGGCCAUGAGACUCCCGAGGAGCUUCCCCAGCUGUACUCGGAGGCACGUAUCGCCGCCGCACGCAAUCGCGCCGCUGGCCGUGGACCUGCCGGCAGCGCUCUUCCCAGCGCUGGUCUGAGCAUGCUCCAAAGGAUCCUGAACGGUGCUGGUGCUCCUGGUCUCUCCGGUGCCCCGCUCGCGGGUGGAUUAGCCAGCCGAUUGGCGUUUGACGCCGACUCGAGUGAUGAAGAGAUGGACGAGGACGAGGAGCCAGGUUCGGCUGGUAAGCUGUUUGGCAAUCGAACGAGGGGGCUGGGAGAGGAAGAUGACGACGAGCUCGCGAAGGAGGGAGGAGAGAAUGGCCAGCGGAAAGAGCUGGACUCUCUCAAGGCCCAAUUAGACGAACUCGAGAAUGGAUUGGAAGAUAAAGUCAAGGAAGCCGAAGGGGAGCUAGGCAAGAACGGGGCGAAGAACGGUGGUGACGAUGUCGUCGCUCACAUUGAGGAUGUGGACAAGGAUGCACAGCCCAACGGCUAUGGUCUUUCCUCUAGGCUGCCGACUGCGAUCGGUAGUCCUCUUGUACCCACACCUCAAGUACUUCGCGAUCAUGUACGCACUCCGUCGCCCAAUCUGACCAGCGCAACCGGGAGUUCUUAG
This is a messenger RNA of Rhizoctonia solani, 1776 nucleotides long. Its product is annotated as protein phosphatase 2C. NCBI's taxonomy places the organism in Eukaryota, Fungi, Basidiomycota, Agaricomycetes, Cantharellales, Ceratobasidiaceae. The transcript has 11 exons. The record is from RefSeq and is a predicted model, not a curated record. Gene Ontology annotation, molecular function: cation binding; protein serine/threonine phosphatase activity. The coding region runs from base 1 to 1776 and encodes 591 amino acids. Gene Ontology annotation, biological process: protein dephosphorylation.